This is a messenger RNA of Erigeron canadensis, 1962 nucleotides long. RefSeq lists its product as uncharacterized. The record is from RefSeq and is a predicted model, not a curated record. NCBI's taxonomy places the organism in Eukaryota, Viridiplantae, Streptophyta, Magnoliopsida, Asterales, Asteraceae. The transcript is spliced from 10 exons. Bases 72 to 1832 code for a protein of 586 amino acids.
CCUUAAACAAUCUUCCAAAGAUUCUGAUGGGUUCUUCUUAAGAUCCAAACUUUGUGAAAGCAGAAGCUAAAAUGGUUUCCAUUGGACAGAUUUUUAUGUUUCUAUGGAACAGUUUAUGUUUCUUGGUGCGGUUAUUAUGGAACCUCGUCUGUUUCUUGCUUUUAUUCGCUGUGCUUCUUUUUCUGGGUUUUAUUAAAGGCAUCAUUGUUGCACCAAUAAUUUCUGCUAUUAUGAUAGCUGGAAAUUCUGUCAUUUGUUUACUGCUUUGGCCUGCUCAUCUUUUUUGGGCUUAUUUUUCUGUGAUAAGUGCUAAACGAUUAGGGCCGGUGAUGAAGCUCGUGUUGUGUAUAUUGAUUGCACCACCUUUACUUUUCUGGCCAUUGUUUGUUGCUCCGGCAAGCUUUCUUGGUGGUUUCCUUUACGGUUUUCUUGGAGGAAUUUAUGGCACUUUUAAUGCUAUUGGUGCAGGAAAGAAAAAUAAGUUUCUCCAUGUUAUUAUCGAUGGGACUUGGGAUACUUUCAAAGGGACUUUCACUUUUAUUAGAGACUUGGCGGAUGUUUGUUUGUAUUCAUACUUCUCAGUGUUGGAUGAUUUCCGGAAACAAGACCCUCCUGGAGGCAGGAUUGAGAUAAGGGUGGUUUAUGUCCCUGUAGCCAUUUUGGCUGGGUUACUAGGGUUAGCAGUUGACUUUCUUGUGAUCACAGUUAUAGCUGUACUGAAAAGCCCGUACAUGUUGAUAAAAGGGUGGAGCCGCUUGUUUCAUGAUUGUAUAGGACGAGAAGGCCCGUUUUUGGAAGGUAUAUGUGUGCCAUUUGCGGGGCUUGCUAUUUUAUUGUGGCCUUUUGUUGUUAUUGGAGCUUUGUUAGGGUCCAUCGUGGCUAGCAUCUUUCUUGGGUUGUAUGCAGCUGUUGUUGCUUAUCAGGAGUCAUCUUUCUAUUUGGGAAUUUGCUAUACUGUAGCUGCAUUGUCAAUCUGGGAUGAAUACAGCAAUGAUAUUCUCGACAUGCCUGAAGGAUCUUGCUUUCCAAAGCCUAACUAUCGACGUAAUGCUGACGUGCAAUCUGGUUCAAGAAGAUCUUCUUUAUCUAGGCCAGCUUCCUUCAGAAAUCCACCAUCUCGGUCCAAUUCUUUCCCGACCCCCACGAUCGAGUUGAAUCCAUUGGUGUUGAUUGAGAACUUAUUUCAAGAAUGUCGUCGACAAGGUGAAUUCAUGGUUCUGGACGGAUUAAUAACCGUUAAAGAGAUUGAUGAUGCGAAAUCUGGCAAGGCUACUGUUAGAGUGAUUAGUGUUGGUCUCCCAGCUUACUGUCUCUAUCGAGCACUUCUACGGUCUGCAAAAGCCAACAGUACUGGUAUAUUAUUAGAGGAUAAUGUUACGGAGAUAACUACAGCAAACAGGCCUAAAGAUACGUUCUAUGAUUGGUUCUUGAAUCCUCUUUUGGUCAUCAAAGACCAGAUCAAAGCCCAUAAUCUGACUGAAUAUGAAGAGGAUUACUUGGGCAAGUUAGUGCUGUUAAGUGGCGAUGCUGAGAAGUUGAGAAACACAAACAUUGGUCCUCCGCCCGAAUCCGAGCUCAGACGCGGAGAGCUUGAUGCAUUGGCCCGAAGGCUUCAAGGGAUAACAAAGUCGAUAUCAAGGUACCCAACAUACAGGAGGCGUUUUGAGAAUAGCAUAAAGGCGUUAUCAGAAGAACUUGACAAGAGGAACACCAAUGGACAUCAAACAUUUUCGGAAUCAGAAGUUUCUAGUUCUAGCAAUCACAGAUCUCUUUUAACAAAAGAUGGUAAUCAAGAAAAUGAUCAAGAGGUUGAUAUAGAUAACAUUGUAUAACUAGGUUCUACUAAUGUAUAUAGUUUUUUCAUGAGAUGACUGCAUCUAAUUUCUCAACCUUCGUUUUAGAUGUACGAUGUAGUAACAAUUAUAUUUUUUGUAUUAAAUCAAUUUUGAUUUUUAGAUGUAA